This is a messenger RNA of Lemur catta (Ring-tailed lemur), 4591 nucleotides long. It is a transcript of the gene SLC1A4, whose product is annotated as solute carrier family 1 member 4. Gene Ontology annotation, molecular function: symporter activity; L-alanine transmembrane transporter activity; L-serine transmembrane transporter activity. The record is from RefSeq and is a predicted model, not a curated record. NCBI's taxonomy places the organism in Eukaryota, Metazoa, Chordata, Mammalia, Primates, Lemuridae. The transcript is spliced from 8 exons. Gene Ontology annotation, biological process: L-glutamate transmembrane transport; L-serine transport. Bases 277 to 1875 code for a protein of 532 amino acids. Gene Ontology annotation, cellular component: plasma membrane.
CCGCGUUGCAUCAUCUCCCGCCGGUGGCUGCUCUGGAAAGGCUGGGCGCGGCGCGACCCAUUUCGCCUGGGACUCCAACCCGCACUCCUGCGCCUCUCCUCGCCCUUCUCGCACCUGCUCCGGGGCCAGGCCGGUAGAUUCCCCGGGGACGCUUCCCAGAACCUGGGGGGCGCGGCUGGCAGACCUCACCAGCUCCGUCCGAUCCAUUCUUUGGGAGCCCGGUCUCCUUCCAGAGUCCGAGUCCCCUGCCUCCAGCUCGGAGCGGCAGGCCCAGCCAUGGAGAAGAGCAGCGAGACCAACGGUUACCUCGACAGCGCCCAGGCCGGGCUUGCGGGGGCGCCAAGCGCGCCGGGGACCGCGGCGGGACGCGCGCGGCGCUGCGCCGGCUUCCUGCGGCGCCACGCGCUGGUGCUGCUCACCGUGUCGGGCGUGAUGGCGGGCGCGGCCCUGGGCGCGGCGCUGCGCGGGGUCGGGCUGAGCCGCACGCAGAUCACCUACCUGGCCUUCCCGGGCGACAUGCUGCUCCGCAUGCUGCGCAUGAUCAUCCUGCCGCUGGUGGUCUGCAGCCUGGUGUCGGGCGCCGCCUCUCUGGACGCCAGCUCCCUCGGGCGUCUGGGCGGCAUCGCCGUCGCCUACUUUGGGCUCACCACGCUGGGGGCCUCGGCGCUCGCCGUCGCUUUGGCGUUCAUCAUCAAGCCGGGGUCCGGUGCGCAGACCCUUCAAUCCAGCGACCUGGGGCUGGAGGAUUCGGGGCCUCCUCCAGUCCCCAAAGAGACGGUGGACUCUUUCCUCGACUUGGCCAGAAACUUGGUUCCCUCAAAUCUUGUGGUUGCAGCUUUCCGGACGUAUGCAACCGAUUAUAAAGUGGUGACCCACAACACCAGCUCUGGAAACAUAACCCAAGAAAAGGUCCCCAUUAGCACCGAGAUCGAAGGGAUGAACAUUUUAGGAUUGGUCCUUUUUGCGCUGGUGUUAGGAGUGGCCCUAAAGAAACUAGGCUCUGAAGGGGAAGACCUCAUCCGUUUCUUCAACGCCUUCAACGAGGCGACGAUGGUGCUGGUGUCGUGGAUUAUGUGGUACGUACCUGUGGGCAUCAUGUCCCUGGUUGGAAGCAAGAUUGUGGAAAUGAAGGACAUCGUCGUGCUGGUGACCAGCCUGGGGAAAUAUAUCUUUGCAUCUAUAUUGGGCCACGUUAUUCAUGGAGGAAUUGUUCUGCCGCUUAUUUAUUUUGUUUUCACACGAAAAAACCCAUUCAGAUUCCUCCUGGGCCUCCUCACACCAUUUGCAACAGCAUUUGCUACCUGUUCCAGCUCAGCAACCCUUCCCUCCAUGAUGAAGUGCAUUGAAGAAAACAACGGUGUAGACAAGAGGAUCAGCAGGUUUAUCCUCCCCAUCGGGGCCACUGUGAACAUGGACGGAGCCGCCAUCUUCCAGUGCGUGGCCGCCGUCUUCAUCGCCCAGCUCAACAACGUGGAGCUGAACGCAGGGCAGAUCUUCACCAUUCUAGUGACCGCCACAGCGUCCAGUGUUGGAGCAGCGGGUGUGCCAGCUGGAGGGGUACUCACCAUCGCAAUUAUCCUGGAGGCCAUUGGGCUGCCCACUCACGACCUCUCUCUGAUCCUAGCUGUGGACUGGAUUGUGGACCGGACCACCACGGUGGUGAAUGUGGAAGGGGACGCGCUGGGCGCAGGCAUCCUCCACCACCUGAAUCAGAAGAUGAUAAAGAAAGAGGAGCAGGAACUGAGUGAAGUGAAAGUGGAAGCCAUCCCUAACUGCAAGUCUGAGUUGGAGACGUCGCCCCUGGUGACACACCAGAACCCCGUUGUCCCUGCAGCCAGCGUCCCAGAACUGGAAUCCAAGGAGUCAGUUCUGUGACGGGGCUGGGCUCUGGGCUCACCUGCCAGCAGUGGUGCCCCGCCCUGGUAGCGCAGCCACAGGACACGGACACGGGGCACUGCCCUCUCUGACUUUUAGCCUCCCGAGCAACGCUUUGGCCUGUCACCAGUCUGAGGAUUACCUCUCAGCACUUACACUGGUUCCCCAGUGGGAACUGGUGACCGAGGACCAGGACACUGACAUUUGGCUUGAUCCACGUGCAGGUGCAACUGUGUGCACACCAGGCCUCUGCUUGGAUACACCCCCUUGAGCUGCCAGGCUUGGGAAAUAACAGGUUUCUGGGGUCCUGGUUAAAGCAUGGAAAAAUGCAGGUGUAUUCUUCACUGCCCCGUCAGCUCUGCAGCGGGUGCUUUCUGGGCAAGCCAAGGGGGUUUACAGUCCUUCUGUUGUACUGCCUCGAGUUGUAGUGAUUAGAAAAAUUCCCAAGUUCUUAGCUGUGGCUGGAAUUUGCUGAGCUGAGACUAGGGUGUUUAAAGAGUUUGUGCUACAGCUAGGUGUGUGGGCUUCACAGGAUGCUGGGGGACCAGAGGCAUGGCACAGUGUCAAGUUAGAAAUGUUCCGGGGAGGCAGUUGCACUGCUGGGGUCUCUGGUCAGUAGCCUUAAGUAAGCAAUGUAAAUUCUGAGGUCAAACAAAGGAGAGGGUGCAGCCUGCAGGGUGUGUGUGUGCACGUGUGUGAUAUAUGUAUGUGUGUGUGAGCCCUAGUUAGGACAGAGGCACACACACAAAUGUCCCUGUUUCCAUCCCAGCCCUGGGGCACUUUUCUGCUUCCAGGGCCUGGGCCUCUGACAACACUGCAGCUUCAUCUCCAUUCACCCUGAUCUGGUGACAGGCCAAAGCAGGGGUCUCCUCCUCCUCUGGAGAGGUGUGAUGUAGUCAUCACAUCCAGGACCCUUGUUGCUUUAUCAAUCUAUUAUUUUAAUUCCCUAAAAUGCUGUGUUGCAGCAAAAACAACACCCCCUGCAAAUAAACCCAUGUGCUAAUUUGGACAGAGUAACACCAUUCCUGGGUUCUCAGGCUUUGGCUGGCUUCCACAGAUAGAUCCCUUUCUUGCCAGUACAUCAAAGUCUAAAAUGAUCAGCAAAACAGUCCACGUUCCUGUAGUUACCUGCUGACUCAGUUCUGAUCCAGGUGAGGGGCUUUCAUAGAGAAGACAGUGUGUUGCCAGCAAGAGGGAAGACCUAAGAGCCUGCUGUCUGACUGUAGCCGUUGCUGCGUAUCCGUGAUGUGACCUCUCGCAGGUCCUGGGCCUCACUUUACUCAAUUUGUGAAAUGGGGCUAAUGUCGUCUGCCUCUUACCUACCUCAGAGGGGUUUGGUGAGGCGAACUCUGUAAAUCUGUGAAAAACAACCAUUUCGCUUCUUAGGUAUUCAGUGCUGACACCGUGCGCUCUUCUUUUACCUAAGUGACAGCUUUCCUGGUGAAGAUCAAGUUUAUGAGCAGGGCUUUGUUGUCUUUGUGCAUUGGAACUUUUAUCAUGCCGUUUGUUUUUUGUUCUCUUUGUACUUGAUAUCAUCAAAUGUAGCCUCUUCCUGACGUCCUUCAAGUUUUAAUGAAUUAGCUACCCCACCUUCUACCACAUUUCCAGGCACCUGACUUCGAGGUGACUCCCAGACUCAGGCGCUGUUUCUGCUACCCCACAACAGGCCAUUAACGUCUUCGAUGUUCGGCCUCAUUCAUUCCCUUGUUUUCUCUGUUGUCGUGGGCCCUACAAACGGGGUACACACCUUUGCUAUGUGUGCACCAUCGUGAUGAGCCUGGGCAGAUGGGACAGAGACAAUCAAGCGCCCCUCAUUUUAAAACUGGGGGCAGUGCCUGCACAGAAGGGCGGGGAAGAGCCCCGGGGCACAGCGUUGACCCAGCCAGUGGGAAGGCCCAGCUCUCCAUAAACCAGCUCAGCCACUGCAGUCUCCUGUGAAGCCAGGAGUGACCAGGAAUGAGUAAAGGUGCCUGGAAACUUUCACCCUCUGUCUGGAGCUUGUUGCUAAUACCCUUCUGUUCUCAAAGGGGAAACAAUCACAUUGUUUGAUUCCAAACUGCAAAUGAACAUUCACUAUUUUUCAGACUUCAGUAAAUCUUUUUUUCUUCUUCCAUAUACAUUUGUAUGUAUACAUAAACACACAUAUGUAUAUCUUUAAACAUAUACACACAAAAUACAUAUGUGUAUAUUUACACACAUACGUGUGUGUGUGUGUGUAGUUUUGGCUCCAAUCCAAGCAAGUUUGAGUUUGGAUAGAGGUGAAUUUAACUACAAGUUGUAUGUCUUUGGUAUCUUGAUUUUCCCAUUUCUAAAGAUGAAUUUCACAAAGUGUGGAAAGUAGACUGGACAGUAAGACUCAUUGCUGACCACCCCAUAGCUUGGCCUGGCCCUGAAGUAGGAAGAGUGUCGCAGUCUGGAGAUGGGUGCUUCUGUGUGGCUGUCAGAUCACCCUUCCCCUGGGAAGCAAGAAGAGGAGAGAGAAGGCUCCUGUCUCUCCCUGGUUUUCAGUACACAGAGGAGUCGGCAGACCAGCAGCAACCGAAUGGGGAAAAUCGUACUUCUCAUUGUUUGGAAACGUCUCCUCUGCUAUUCUCUUUCUAACAUGUUGUCAUUAAUACUGUUCAAAUACCGUUCAUCUUUGACUGUUUUGUAUGUGUGACACUUGCCUUAAAACAUAGCACGGUCCUCAAAAAUGAAUACAGUAUUUCUGUUGGGA